GUUUUUCUAGCUUUAAGGAGAUUGAAAGGGAACUGGAAUAGGAUAAGAUGACAUUUGAGACACAACUUAUCAUUAGUUUUGCUAAUUCCAGAAUGGUGACUUCAGUCAAGUCUCAUAUUGAUUUUGCUAUAUCAAAAGCUUUGCUAAAAUGAAAAUGGUGUCCAGUUAACAUUAGUUUUCUUUGCAUGUAUUCAAGAUAUUUAUCAUGAGGAACAAUAAGUUUUCCAGCGUGAAGCUGGUUAGAGCUUUUUUUUUUUUUUUUUCUGAGCAACAGCUGGUUAGAGAUUUCUAAAUCUCAUGAUAUUUCUUUACUCACAAUAUAAGGGAACAAUGGGGUUUUGCUUCACCUUUUCUUCUCUAUUGUAGUUUGCAUAGAUAAAUAUGCAGAGACGGCGGUGACGAAAAUACUAAUCAAGCUGAAGCCUUGCAAUCUGAUUAUGUAUUUGACUAAACUUCAGGGUACGUUUAUAUAUACCUUUAUCUCUAUCUCUAUUGCAUUGGACUACAAUAAACGAGGUCAACCUUUUCCACUUGAGUUAAUGACGACUGAUUACCACCGCCUGGUCGAUGCUCCCUUCCAUUUGAACUUAAUCGUUCCAAAGGAAACUCUACCACAGAGCCUUAAAUUUCCCUACACACCCUUCUGCUACUAACUUAUACAAGAAACAAUCUCAGGUUCUUCUCUUUGUGUCUUCCAUAUGCACUACUGUGUUUAGCUAAGACAGUAUCUCCACUUUAUUACACAGCACAAGCAACAGGGAUCGGUAGGCAUUGGCAUAUACAUAUACGGUGCUUUGACUGCUGUCCCCCUAACUAACUCCAGAAGAUAAGCAGGCAACAACAAGAUUCAAUGACUUCUUUAUUGGAUGGGUCUUACAGGUUUGGCGAGAAUCUUAAGACGAUGAAGACCAUAGUUGGGUCUACAUUACCCGCUUUUACAGAGGAUGAGUCGAAACAAGAUUAAUUACAUGACAUUUUACGUUAACGAUAAGUCUUCUUUCUGAAACAAAAUCUCCAUGAUUUCAACAUAGACGUGGCUGUGGAACUGACCCGUAAGUUAUAUGAUAUUGUGGAAGAUUAAAGCUAAAAAUGUGGCUCAAUGAUUGCUUCAGUUUGCCUUGCAGUGUUUGGAAACACAUUUUCAAGAAUGAAUAUUCAAAUACACCAUGGAGUCAGUACUAUUGUAUACCAAAGAACACUACGGCAUAUUAAGUAUCUGAGGACACGACCAGACCUAGGUAUUGGCGUCGUUAUGUACAACUACAUAAAAGUGAAGGACGUAAAGGCGUCUCAACCAACUGCUGACAGUCUCCCAGAUCGAAUCAAUAAGGAGUGGAAGAUGGGGAAGAAGUCUUCAGAUAAGUUCAAUCCGAAUGUUGGUGGAGAGAGCCCAAGAGUAGGAGGCGAGAUAAACGACGAGGAAGCCCCUUUGAUUACGUCCCGUUUAUCUCAUAUUGGUCGGACGCAGCUUGGAAAUCACGCCGCUUAAGAUGCCUGGUAAAAACGCAUGAUAGAGAGGUUUUGCUUCCAAAUUCGUUGUUUUUUCUUUGCUACGUAAAAAGAAUCUCUGAAACCAAAAGAGAGGUGCAGCAGCAGCAGCAGCAUCCGAGACCGUGUGUCCUCUUGUGUCCUCUCAUUAAUUUAAUUUUUAUAUAUUUAUCAUGUUAAAUUUG
Molecule: messenger RNA, 1673 nt
Organism: Brassica oleracea var. oleracea
Lineage: Eukaryota; Viridiplantae; Streptophyta; Magnoliopsida; Brassicales; Brassicaceae
Product: probable sugar phosphate/phosphate translocator At3g17430
Exons: 4
Coding region: 1100-1489 (129 amino acids)
Source: RefSeq, a predicted model, not a curated record